CUAGGAAAGAAAGUCUGAAUUCCUAAAUUUUUUUAUUUUUUAUUUGACCAUUGCAAACUCUUGUUUUGUUGUGUGCUCUAUAUAAGAGGGAAGGGAUGACUAAGAGUCUGCACCAGAGCACUCCAAGAAAACCUUUCCUUGUUUAAUUUUUCUUUUCCAAUUUUUAUUUUAAACCUUAGUUUGAGUGAAACAAAACAACACAAGCCAUAUUCAUAGUGAUGGUACAUAAUAAUUCAUCCUCUGUUUCUGGAAAUCAGGAUUUGAUGAGGAUUCGAGUACGCAGAGGCAUCAAUCUUGCUGUUCGCGAUAUAUUUACCAGCGAUCCUUAUGUUGUCAUCACCAUGGGAGGACAGACAGUAAAGACUAGGGUUGUACACAACAAUUGUAAUCCUGAGUGGAAUGAAGAGCUAACUCUUUCAAUGAAGAAUCCAGUUGUUCCCAUGAUCCUAAGUGUGUAUGAUGAAGAUACUUUCACUAGAGACGAUAAAAUGGGCGAUGCAGAGAUAGACAUUCAGCCAUAUGUAGAGUGUAUUAAAGUUGGUAAAACAGUUCAGCCAAACAAGAAAAAUUGCUUAGCCAAAGAGAGUAGCAUUGUCUGUAACAAAGGUAAAAUUUACCAAGACAUGCGUCUUAAAUUGAGGAACGUAGAACGUGGGGAAGUAGAAGUCCAGCUUGAGUGGGUUGAUCGUAAAGUUUCCCAGGGUUGAGGUAUAUGCUCUGUAUGUGCUUGCAAUAUGUGAUACAUAGGUUGGUAUUAGACUAAAUAUAUGUGUAAUCUUAUAUAUGUUUGUAGUACUUUUUCUUACUAUGAAUGCACUAAUCCAAUGUAUCAGUCUGUUUGUGAGAACAAAACUGACUUUGGAGUCAUAUUUUAUGA
Camellia sinensis is the source of this 877-nucleotide messenger RNA. The record is from RefSeq and is a predicted model, not a curated record. Lineage: Eukaryota; Viridiplantae; Streptophyta; Magnoliopsida; Ericales; Theaceae.